This is a messenger RNA of Cynoglossus semilaevis (tongue sole), 3569 nucleotides long. Its product is annotated as trace amine-associated receptor 13c-like. The record is from RefSeq and is a predicted model, not a curated record. Gene Ontology annotation, cellular component: membrane. The transcript is spliced from 2 exons. Gene Ontology annotation, biological process: G protein-coupled receptor signaling pathway. Lineage: Eukaryota; Metazoa; Chordata; Actinopteri; Pleuronectiformes; Cynoglossidae. Gene Ontology annotation, molecular function: trace-amine receptor activity. The coding region runs from base 1132 to 2181 and encodes 349 amino acids.
ACUAAAUCUGAACAACCAUGCAGACAGACCGUGGGUCACAGAGGUACUGGGUCGUUAGGUACUGGAUAGGGAAUAGCAUCAUCAUCAUCCAAACCAAUGGGAACAUUUGUGGUAGGCCUAGUGCUCAAACGAAAAGGUGGCAAGGUGAUGCUGUUCUGAUUGGUAUGGUAAAAUGUUAGGACACCGGAUGAAGUGGAAAUGCCAAGACAUUUGUAUUUAUAAACUUGAAUUUUCUGAUCCCCUGACUAAUUUAAAAUACAGUAUAUUUUAGUUGAUAAAUGCCCAUCAUAUUGUAAAAUAACAUACAAACAAACAAAAAGUGGCAAACAGUGUUAACUGCUACUGUGUCUAGGGGGGAUGUGCAUCCAUAGACUGGGCUGUUUGGCCUGCAGCUAUGACAGGGUUUAUAAAUGCACUUGGCCCCAGCUCCAUUUCUGAGAGACAUUUAUGUGAAAACACAGCACUGUGCAGUAGCAGGAACAGACGUGGAACCCAUGGUAGGGUUAGUCCUGAAGUGGACUAGGCUGAUUCUGGGGCUAUAAAAAGGUGCAAAACCCUGAGAAAAUGUGGCGGAAAGACCCAGCCAAUGAACAUGAGUGUGGAAAAAUAAGAAGGCCACGUUUUUGUGUGGUGCUUGAGUUCUCCAAGCAAAACCCCCACCAAAGGUUUCUCCUAUAUUUACCAUUAUUUAGGUCAGACAGGUCAGGCUUCUUUCUUCUUGUCAGUCGGUUCAGUGUGGUGACACCGAGGUUGAGAUGCCUGGACUCUCCUCCUUCUCUCUGUCUCCAAUUUUCCAUACAUUCCUCCACCUCCUACUGCCUUCGGCCUUUUCAGAUUCAGGUUCCCCAGGCCCAGUCUCAGGUUCUCCAGGCGGAGAUUCUUCAAGUUGAGAUUUAGGUUCUCCAGAUGGAGGCAUUCCCAACUCUUCAUCUAUGACAGACAGCCUCACAUCUCCUACCUGUCUUGUUUUGUAGCAAUGUGCUUGUUGUCUCAAAUGUGACAUGGACAGAACUCCACGUUGUGUUUCAUACACAGGUUGGAAUGGGGUGGGUGCGACCUGUGCUGUAAUUUUUGAUCCCACAAUGUAAUUUAGCAAAACACGGAGGGAGGAGCAAAAGGUUAGAGAUACAUAUGAAGGAGCACAUGGAGCAGAAGGAGCUUCAGAAUCUUGGUGCUUCUUCCUUUCCAAGUAUGGAGACAGUUGUGGAGGCUGAGCUGUGCUUCCCACAGCAGAACAACUCCUGUCAGAAGCCUCUGCAGCAUCAGAGUAAUAUUAUUUUGAUUUCCCUGAUAUUGUCAUGCAUCUCUUUGCUCACUGUAACACUGAACCUGCUGGUCAUCAUCUCCAUCUCCCACUUCAGGCAGCUCCACACCUCCACCAACCUCCUCCUCCUCUCUCUGGCUGUGGCUGACCUCCUUGUUGGGCUCCUCCUAAUGCCGCUCCAGAUUGUCGUUAUAAACGGCUGCUGGUUCUUGGGGAGGGUGAUCUGUGGGCUCUUCUAUUACGCCUCCUUCAUCCUGACGUCUGCCUCAGUAGGAACCAUUGUGCUCAUAUCAGUGGAUCGGUAUGUGGCCAUCUGCGACCCCCUGUGUUACCCCACCAAGGUCACUAACAGAAGGGUCAAGAUCAGUGUCUGUCUUUGUUGGUGUUGUUCUAUCUUGUACAAUGGUGUGAUUCUUCACAGCUUCUUGGAGAACCCAGACGUGUUUAACACCUGCUACGGGGAGUGCGUGGUUGUCAUUGACUUCGUUUUAGGAGUGAUAGACGUGGCUCUGACUUUCUUCUGCUCCAUUUCCACCAUCGUAGUUCUGUAUGUUAGAAUCUUUCUCGUGGCCGUGUCUCAGGCCAGAGCCAUGAGGUCUCACAUCACUGCUGUCUCAGUCCAGGGUUCGUUUCGAGUCACAGCUAAGAAGUCUGAGAUAAAAGCAGCCAGGACUCUGGGUGUACUCGUGGUCGUCUUUCUCGUUUGUUUCUGCCCUUAUUUUUACCCCUCACUCUCGGGUGAGGACUUGUCAUCAGAUGUAACCUUUUCCAUUUUUGGCGUUUGGCUUUUGUACUGCAACUCCUGCAUUAAUCCAGUCAUUUACACCUUUUUCUAUCCGUGGUUUAGGAAAUCUGUUAAACUCAUUGUAACUCUUCAGAUACUGCAGCCUGACUCUUGUGAUGCACAUAUUAUGUAACUGAUAAAAACCUGCUGAAAUGACCUGUGCAAGGUUGCUGCAGCGAAGUAAAAAAAAAAAAGAAAAGAAAAGAAAUCUAAGCAAAUACAAGGUGAAUGAGAUCCUUCAAACCAGUAAAACAGUUUUUUAAAUUAUUGUGGUUGUACAAAUGUGUCUGUUUCUUUGCUUUGGGCUCUUUUCAAAUGAAAUUCUUUUGGUUAAUAUAUAAGAUGACCAGAAAGUUUUUACAACGAUAAAGCUCUACACAUGAUUUAAAACUCAGUAAAAGUUCCUAAAAAAUAUUUGUUUCACAAACAGUGAAUGCUUUGUGUAGACCUUCCAAUUUAUGUCCUUAUUUAUUUAUUUAUUUUUAUCAAUUUUCUAACAUAGCAUUGUUUUAACAGUAGGUUUUUGGUGUGUACAUCUUACUCCUUACUCCAGCUAAUCUUAUUUUCGCGGCAUGUCUGGGUUUUAUGAUUUUAUUCCACAUUUUGUCCGCUAGAGGGCAGGGCUGUCAUUCGGGUAUAUACAGUACAAGUCUUGACAAAUACGUGUUUUUUGAGUGUGUAAUAAAGCUAUUACUUUAUGUCGUCACAGGAGUUGAUACCUGAUUUUAAUCAUCAAGAUGCAAUUCCACCAGUUUAGGAAAAUAGAUUCAUGUAUUUAACAGGCCUUGAAUCAGAUUUAAAAUAAUAAUAAUUUUUUGUGUGCUUUCAGUUGCUGUUGAAACAAAGAAGAAUACGUCAUUAUAGCGACUUAACAAGCACAGAGAAUGAACUCGCUCACAAAUAAAUAAAUAAUAAAACUUAAUUCGACGAUUAAAACUUCGGACGUUCUACAUUUAAAAGUUGUUUUAAUACACGAGUGUAACUGUAAACAGCAGCUCAUCACUGUGUCGCUCUUUUCUCGUGUCGAUUAGGCUAGUCUGCCAGCAGGUGGCAGUAAAACACUGUUAACAGACUUUUUAUACGCAACUGCAUAUAGAAUGCAGUAACAGAUAUUAUCCAGCAGAUGCCAUUAUUGAAGAGGUUUGUAAAUACAUAUAUUCAGACAUUUCCAUUAUGGUUAUGAAGGUUACAGAGGUUUCGUCAAAUGUAUGUAUUUUUCUAAUAUUAAAUAUUUUUUGUUUCAUUUAACUUAUGAAUAAAAUUUGAUCUCUUCUCUUUUAGUUUUUGCCAGUCGCUAAACUCAUCAAGUUUUUAUCAUUUUUUAUAGUAACAUUUCGCUAGCUCUGCACUAAUCUGACACAUUUCAGAAUCAUUUUUGAUUAUUUAUCCAGCACAUUUUAAUAAAGUUAUAUUUUUGAAAUAUUUUUGAAUGAAUAAUAUUUGAAUCUAUUUUGGAAAACCUUUAUAUUAACGGUACACUGACCUUUUGCUCAUAUGUUUUAUUCUGUAUUACUGCUGAAC